Molecule: messenger RNA, 1439 nt
Organism: Oryza brachyantha (malo sina)
Lineage: Eukaryota; Viridiplantae; Streptophyta; Magnoliopsida; Poales; Poaceae
Product: probable methyltransferase At1g29790
Exons: 1
Coding region: 1-1260 (419 amino acids)
Source: RefSeq, a predicted model, not a curated record
AUGGAUCAGUACUGCGACGGCAAGAGCAAGAAGCCGGGGACGAAGAGCCGGCGGUGCAGGUGCAGCGCGACCAUGCUGACGAUGCUCCUCUUCGUCAUCACCAACUCCGUCUCCGUCCUCCUCUCCUCCGGCGCCGGCGCCUUCCUCCUCCGCCGCUACAAGCCCGACAGCGUGCGCCUCUGGGCGUGGGACGACUCCGCCGCGCUCCUCGACGACCUCAACGCCACGCAGUCCGCGCUCGCCGCCACCCACGCCCAGCUCGCCGACCUCCACGCGCGCCUUGGCACCGCCAGCUCGCUCCUCGAGACGCUCCUCGCCGGCAUGGCGGCGCGGGACGGCGCUGCCCCGGCCGAGCAGAGGGGCGCGUGGUGGGCUCGCGAGCUCUCCGGGGAGCUCAAGCUCGCCGUCGGAUCGCACCGGAGCGUCACCGGCGACGCGCUCCCGGCUGUGGGGCACGCGUGCAGCCGCUUCCAGGACGACCUGGAACGGUACAUGGAAUACAAGCCCGGCGGCGAAUGCCCCUCCGACGAGGCGCUCGCGCACCAGCUCAUGCGCAAUGGCUGCGACCCGCUGCCGCGGAGACGGUGCCGACCGCCGUCGCCGGCGAGGUACGUGCAGCCGGCGCCGUUGCCGAAGAGCCUCUGGACCAUCCCGCCGGACACCACCGUCGUGUGGGACGCGUACCGGUGCAAGAACUACUCGUGCCUGGCGCACGGCGGCGGCGAGUUCGACCUGCGCGGCCGGGAGAAGGGCCGGUGGAUGCGCGACGACGGCGCGCUCACCUACUCCAUCGACGGCGUGCUCGCGGCGAGGCCGAACGGCACGGUGCGCAUCGGGCUCGACAUCGGCGGCGUGUCCGGCACGUUCGCGGCGCGGAUGCGCGAGCGCGGGGUGACCGUGGUGACCACCACGUCCAUGAACUCCGGCGGGCCGUCCGGCAGCCUGAUCGCGUCGCGAGGGCUCGUGCCGGUGCACGUCAGCCCGGCGCACCGGCUGCCGUUCUUCGACGGCACGCUCGACAUCGUGCACUGGACACCGGAGCUAGGCAGCCGGCCGCCGCCGGUCACCGACGUGUCGCUCGAGUUCGCGGUGUUCGACAUCUACCGGGUGAUGAGGCCGGGAGGCUUGCUCUGGCUAGACCACUUCGUCUUCUCCGGCGAGCAGCUGAGCGCAACGACUGACAGGGUCGGAUUCAGGAGGGUGCGAUGGAACACCGGCAAGAAGCUGGUCUCUGCGCUGCUCGAGAAGCCAAUGACAUGACCGAGGACAAGGCUAGGGUUGGAUUGAUUUAUAUGCACUUUAUAAAACUAGUAAUCUUGUGACAGAAUUGAUCAAGUUUGGUAUUAUUUAGCAUCACCACUACAAGAAGACUCUUAUGAAAUGUUUUAUUUGAAGAAGACUGUGUAGUAGUAAUAUUUAACUUAAGUCCAUAAUGUUCA